AUGACCGAGGCGGCGCUGGUGGAGGGCCAGGUCAAGCUGCGGGACGGCAAGAAGUGGAAGACUAGGUGGCUGGUGCUGCGCAAGCCGUCGCCGGUGGCAGACUGCCUGCUGAUGCUGGUCUACAAGGACAAGGCGGAGCGAGCCAAGGGCCUCCGGGAGCGCAGCAGCCUGACGCUGGAGGACAUCUGCGGGCUGGAGCCCGGCCUGCCCUACGAGGGCCUGGCCCACACGCUGGCCAUCCUCUGCCUGUCCCAGGCCGUCAUGCUGGGCUUCGAGAGCCACGAGGCCAUGUGCGCCUGGGAUGCCCGCAUCCGCUAUGCGCUGGGCGAGGUGCAUAGGUUUCAUGUGGCAGUGGCGCCAGGCACCAAGCUGGAGAGCGGCCCCGCCACCCUUCACCUCUGCAAUGAUGUUCUCGUGCUGGCCAGGGACGUCCCCCCAGCGGUCAUGGGCCAGUGGAAGCUGUCCGACCUCCGGCGCUACGGGGCCGUGCCCAACGGGUUCAUCUUUGAAGGCGGGACCAGGUGUGGGUACUGGGCCGGAGUGUUCUUCCUGUCCUCUGCCGAGGGUGAACAGAUCAGCUUCCUGUUCGACUGCAUUGUCCGUGGCAUCUCCCCAACCAAGGGGCCCUUUGGGCUGCGGCCGGUCCUCCCAGACCCGAGCCCUGGGGGACCCGCCACCGCUGAGGAGCGCGUAGCCCAGGAGGCCCUGGAAGCCCUGAAGCUGGAGAAGCGGCUCAGCCUCCUCUCCCACGGGGUCAGGCCGGGCAGCGGAGGGGAUGACCGCAGCCUGUCCAGCUCAUCCUCGGAGGCCAGCCACUCAGACGUCAGUGCCGGCAGCCGACUCACAGCAUGGCCAGAGCCAUCCCUGUCCUCGGCCAGCACGUCGCAGGAGGGCCCGGGGCUGGCGGCUGCCCAGGUGUCUGGAGAGGCUGCGCCGGGCAUCUCCAGGCAGCCCCCUAAGCCCCUGCGGCCCCGGCAACUGCAGGAAGUUGGCCGCCAGAGCUCCUCGGACAGCGGCAUAGCCACAGGCAGCCACUCCUCCUACUCAGGCAGCUUCUCGUCCUGUGCCGGCAGCAGCCUGGAUGUGUGGCGCACGGGGGACGAGUUUGGCUCCUUGCUCAGCCUGCCGCCGGUGGCUGGGGUGCCCGAGCCCAGCCUGUGCGCCUGCCCGCCAGGGACAGCUGAGUACCAAGUGCCUACGGCCCAGCGGCACCAUUAUGACACGCCGCGCAGCCUGCGCCAGGCCCCCAGGGACCAGAGCCCGGCUGCGCAGGGUGGCCCUGAGGACCCUGGGGCUGGGGACUCGGGGGGCCAGAUGUCCACAGGGUGUCCCUCCGGCUGGCUGGGCACGAGGCGGCGGGGACAAGCAACGGAGGCCCCGGGCUGUGAGGCCCCUGGUGAGGGCUGGGAAGCAGGCAGCCCCCAUGCUGGGCACCCUCCGGCUUUCUUUUCCACCUGUCCGGUCUGUGGAGGACUCAAGGGAGCAGUGGCCUCACCUCCCCGCCUUCUGAUGAUGCAUUCAGGAGCCCCAGGGUCCGAGAGACUGUGCAGCGAGGCGCCCCCCUAUGUGAACGUCCCCGUCAGCCCCUCCCCCAAAGCGCAGCUGCAGUACCUGGGCCUGGAGCUCCAGGGGGCCAGCGCCGGGAUCCGAGGGGCUGGUGCAUCCCGCUACGCGCAGAUUGACAUUGUGGCCACUGAGGCGGCCCACAGGGCAGGGGCCCGGCACGCACAGAUCCGGGAGGAGAGGCUGCCGGAGCUGGACCAGAGAAGGAAGGGGACCCCAAGGUGA
Molecule: messenger RNA, 1788 nt
Organism: Neogale vison (American mink)
Lineage: Eukaryota; Metazoa; Chordata; Mammalia; Carnivora; Mustelidae
Gene: DOK7
Product: docking protein 7
Exons: 10
Coding region: 1-1788 (595 amino acids)
Biological process (GO): positive regulation of protein tyrosine kinase activity; neuromuscular junction development
Molecular function (GO): protein kinase binding
Source: RefSeq, a predicted model, not a curated record